GCUGGGACUCCAACUGCACUCAGUUGGGCUGCCAGCGUUGGAGGCAGUGGCUUAACCACCUGCACCACAAGGCUGGCCCCUAGAUAGAACUUCUGCAAGACUAUAAACCAAUCGCUGGAGCCCUCGUGUGCAGUGCCUGUUGGUGGACAAUACUGGUGUUCCAUCUAGCCAGAGUCUAAGGGGGACUGCAUUCCUGGACUCCCACUCGGGGCACAGUGCCAGCUGCCGUGCCCUUGAACAAGAUGACAGCCAUCUCCCUAGACCCUCAAACCAUGGCCUCCGGUACACACAACAAGGUCCUAAGCAUGGAUCCCGCUGGGAGCCAAGAAGCUCUCCUAAGAGGAGACGCAGAGUCUUUCAGACAGAGGUUCAGGUGGUUUUGUUACUCGGAAGUGGCCGGACCCAGGAAGGCCUUGAAUCAGCUCUGGGAGCUCUGCACUCAGUGGCUGAGACCAGACAUCCACACGAAAGAAGAGAUCUUAGAGCUGCUGGUGUUUGAGCAGUUCCUGACUGUUUUGCCGGGGGAGAUGAGGAUUUGGGUAAAGUCACAGCAUCCUGGUAGUAGUGAGCAGGUGGUGACCCUCAUAGAGGAUUUGACCCAAGCCCUGGAAGAAAAGAAAGACCCUGUCUCUCAAGAUGCUGCUGCUGGCCGAGAGGAGACCUCAGAAGAUAAAAUGGUUGCUGAGUCACAGGAACCCAUAACUUUCAAGGACGUGGCCGUGAGCUUUUCCAGAGGCGAGUGGAAGAAGCUGGAGCCCUUUCAGAGAGAGCUGUACAAGGAGGUGCUGCUGGAGAACCUCAGGGACCUGGAAUUCGUGGGCUCUCCAGUUUCCAAAUUAGAGUUGGUUUCCCAGCUAAAGUGGGUUGAAUUGCCGAGGCAGCUGGAAAAAGAAAUCUCAAAAGGCUCCAGACCAGGGUGUGAGCCCAGCGGUGAGUCGCCGGAGGUAUCUGAUGUUCUGAUGGAAGAACUGACUGUAGAUCAGAUAAUAGAAAGUGGCUUCAGGGAUGGCGGGCAUGACUUGAUGGCAGAAUUCCAGAAACAUUAUGGCAGCUCAGACAAGGAUCAAGGAUCUUCCAAAGGAAAUGCCGCACAAAAGAAAAACAAGAGAGGCAGAAAGGGUGACGACUCAGACAAGAGCCCCUGCGGGAACACCUUGAAACGGAGUUCCGAAAUCAUUAAGCACCUGAGAGUCUACUUGAAGAAGAAGUCUCGGAAGGCCAGCGAAGGCAAGAAGCCCUUCAGUUUCCAUUCCGACCUCGUCCUGAGUCGCAAAGAACACGCCGGAGAAAAGUCGCGGAAGCACAGGGAAGGCGGGCAGGGCGGAAGUCGCGCCUCCUCUCUUACGGAGCAUCAGAAGCGGCAGAAAAUUUACCUGGGGACCAAGUCCCGGAAGUGUAAUCUGUGUGGGAUAUCCUUCACCCAAAGCUCGUCCCGUUCUGAGAGAAGAAGCUCUUGUAUCUGUGAAAAAUGUCGGAAGGCGUUACAUCCCGAUACAACGCUGAGUAAGAAGGAAGGAACCGAGAAGGCAAAGAACACUCACCAGUGUAGUAAGUGUGGAAAAACCUUCGUGCACCGCGCCUUGCUCCCCAAGAACCACUCCCCGAGGAUCCCCACUGCAGAAAAGUCCUAUUUGUGUAAGGAAUGUAGAAAAGCUGACAGCGAUAGCUCAUCGCCCGCACCACCUGCUCCCAGCGAAGACAAACCAUUCAAAUGCGAUGACUGUGGGAAAGGUUUCACCCUCACUGCCCACCUCAUUAAACAUCAGAGAAUUCACACGGGAGAGAAACCCUAUAAAUGUAAAGACUGUGGCAGGCCCUUUAGUGAUAGCUCAUCUCUUAUUCAACAUCAGCGGAUUCACACCGGGGAAAAGCCCUACAAAUGUAACGAUUGUGGAAAAUCUUUCAGUCACAGCUCAUCCCUUUCCAAACAUCAGAGAAUCCAUACUGGAGAGAAGCCCUACAAGUGUGAUGAGUGUGGCAAAGCCUUUAGACAGAAUUCUUGCCUCACCCGGCAUCAGAGGAUUCAUACUGGAGAGAAGCCCUAUUUGUGUAACGACUGUGGGAUGACUUUUAGCCAUUUUACCUCUGUCAUUUAUCAUCAAAGACUUCAUGCGGGAGAAAAACCCUACAAGUGCAACCAGUGUGAGAAGGCCUUCCCCACCCACUCCCUGCUUAGCCGUCAUCAGAGAAUUCAUACUGGCAUCAAACCUUAUAAGUGCAAAGAAUGCGGGAAAUCCUUCAGCCAGAGUUCCUCUCUCAAUGAACAUUACCGAGUUCACACCGGAGAGAAGCCCUACGAGUGUGACUUCUGUGGAGCCACCUUCAGUCGCAGCUCAAUCCUCGUGGAACACGUGAAAAUCCAUACCAGAACCAAAGACUAUGAGUGCACGAAAUGCGACAAGAUAUUUAAGAGUAAUUCGGGCCUGAUCAGACACCGGGUGUUUCAUGCUUCAGAUUAA
Molecule: messenger RNA, 2459 nt
Organism: Lepus europaeus (European hare)
Lineage: Eukaryota; Metazoa; Chordata; Mammalia; Lagomorpha; Leporidae
Gene: ZNF483
Product: zinc finger protein 483
Exons: 6
Coding region: 243-2459 (738 amino acids)
Biological process (GO): regulation of DNA-templated transcription
Source: RefSeq, a predicted model, not a curated record